CGCUGUUCGUAGGAGGAGGUUGCGCGGCUGCUCCGCUCCUCCUCCUCCCCCGGCGGGCGAGAGGCCGGGCCGGGCCAGGGCGGCGGCGGCACGUGCGCGGGCGGGAUGGAGCUGGAGGAGUUGGGCAUCCGCGAGGAGUGUGGCGUGUUUGGCUGCAUCGCCGCGGGCGCCUGGCCCUCGGAGCUGGACGUGCCGCAUGUCAUCACGCUGGGGCUGGUGGGGCUACAGCACAGGGGCCAGGAGAGUGCUGGAAUCGUGACAAGUGAUGGAGAAUCAGCCCAGGCAUUCAAAGUGCAUAAGGGAAUGGGUCUUAUUAAUCAUGUGUUCAGUGAAGACAGUCUGAAGAAGUUGUAUGUUUCAAACCUUGGAAUUGGCCACACAAGAUACUCUACUUCGGGGAUCUCAGAACUGCAGAACUGCCAGCCUUUCGUUGUAGAAACGCUUCAUGGGAAGAUUGCUGUGGCACACAACGGUGAAUUAACGAAUGCUGCAAGACUUAGGAGAAAGCUGAUGCGACAUGGUGUGGGGCUGUCAACAAGUUCUGACAGUGAAUUAAUCACCCAGCUGCUGGCAUUUACCCCUCCUCUAGAGAAUGAUGAUACAGCUGACUGGGUAGCAAGAAUUAAAAAUUUAAUGAAUGAAACCCCUACUUCAUAUUCAUUGCUACUUAUGCAUAAAGAUAUAAUCUAUGCAGUACGUGAUCCUUAUGGGAAUCGUCCACUCUGCAUUGGCCGUCUCGUUCCAGUAGGUGACAUGAAUGGAAAAGGGAAGGAUAACAGGGAAACAGAAGGAUGGGUGGUCUCCUCUGAAUCCUGUAGCUUUUUAUCUAUUGGUGCAGAGUAUUAUCGUGAAGUCCUACCUGGAGAGAUUGUGAAAAUAUCCAGAUAUGAUGUCCAAACACUUGAUGUUGUGCCAAGACCAGAAGGAGAUCCCUCAGCAUUCUGUAUAUUUGAAUAUGUUUAUUUUGCAAGGCCUGACAGCAUCUUUGAAGGUCAAAUGGUUUAUUCGGUUAGGAGAAGAUGCGGUCAGCAGCUUGCUAUUGAAGCACCAGUGGAAGCAGACUUGGUUAGCACUGUUCCAGAAUCUGCAACACCAGCAGCACUGGGUUUCGCACAGAAGUGUGGACUGCCGUACAUUGAAGUACUCUGUAAAAACCGAUAUGUAGGAAGAACUUUUAUUCAGCCAAAUAUGAGGUUGAGACAGCUUGGUGUGGCAAAAAAAUUUGGAGUCCUGUCUGACAACUUUAAAGGCAAACGAGUAGUUCUCAUCGAUGACUCUAUUGUGAGGGGCAAUACUAUCUCACCGAUUAUCAAACUGCUCAGGGAAUCUGGUGCUAAAGAGGUGCAUAUCCGUGUGGCUUCACCUCCCAUACGAUUUCCUUGUUAUAUGGGAAUAAAUAUUCCAACAAAAGAAGAACUAAUUGCAAACAAACCUGAAUUCCAUGAUCUUGCAAACUAUAUAGGAGCAGACAGUGUGGUUUAUCUUUCUGUUGAAGGCUUGGUGUCAUCUGUGCAAGAAAGUAUUAAAGCCAGGCAAGAAAAUGAAAACCACCUUAAAACCAAUAAGUCAUGUGUUGGAAAGAUUGGUCAUUGUAUAGCAUGUCUCACUGGAGAAUACCCUGUAGAGCUCGAAUGGUGAAAUUUUAAUGCACAAGCAACCAUGCUAAAUGUAAUUUUUGACUGAGAAAUGCAUUAUACCUAAUAGCAUAUAACAUGCUCUUACAUUUAGCAAACCACUUAAAGUCUAUUAUAUCUGUCUAAUUGCUGUAACUGAAAUAAAUCUUUACAGACUUCCAAUAACUUUAUGGUGAUAACCAUAUAAGUACCUAAAUGGAGAAAAUAUAAAAUUAGGCAGAUUUGAUUAACAGCAUUGCUUUUUUGACAUGUGACAGUGUAUAAACCAAAAUAUUUUCAAAUACAUAGCUGUUCCAGCUGAAGAGGUUUUUUUUUAAACCUUGUUUGGGAAGAUGAAUAUUUUUUAUAGACAAAAUUGGUUAAUUUAACCAACUAAGGAUACAGAUCCUGGAUCAUAAAAUGAACUUUAGAAUUAUCAAACAGUAUUGCAAAGAAUAAUGUGAAGCCUGCUUUUCUGUUUUGGACAAAAUAGCAGAUUCUAGAAAGUUUAUUUUUCUUUUCUUUUUUUUUUAAUGGUUUUCCCAGCAAUUCUUAUUAAGCCCUUUAUGGAAUAUUGGAUUUUAAAGAACAAGUUAAGUGCCUAAAUGUUUGCUUAUAUGGUAAAUUGUCUUUAUAAUUAAGCUAUGUAGCUACAUCUAAUCUAUAUAUCAUGUUGAGUGAAUGUUGCCUUCAUGGCAUGUGGCCUUAAAAGUAGAAGACUCAUGGAAAUUCUAAACAGAAAGCUCUGUAAGUCGGUGUAGUUUAAAGUUAUGAAUAAUAACCAGCAUAAUUUGUACAAUCUUUUGGUGUUUUUAAUUUAUUUCAGUGGAAUCUGUUGGCAGAAAUUAGUCACAAUAAGAUUAGACGUGCAUUUCAAACUUGAUGAUUUUUUCCCCUAAACAUUUUAUUAUUUUAAUAUAACUUCUUAAAAUAUGAAGGCUGAACUAAUGUGUGCUUUUAUAUCAGCUUUUAAGGUAGCAU
This is a messenger RNA of Gavialis gangeticus (Gharial), 2594 nucleotides long. It is a transcript of the gene PPAT, whose product is annotated as phosphoribosyl pyrophosphate amidotransferase. The record is from RefSeq and is a predicted model, not a curated record. Gene Ontology annotation, biological process: purine nucleotide biosynthetic process; purine nucleobase biosynthetic process. Gene Ontology annotation, molecular function: amidophosphoribosyltransferase activity. Lineage: Eukaryota; Metazoa; Chordata; Crocodylia; Gavialidae. Bases 106 to 1638 code for a protein of 510 amino acids. The transcript has 11 exons.